UCCGGGUUCGAGUCCCGGGGCCGGUUCCUGGGGGGGGGGGGGCGGCCGCCAUGGCGCGGCACCCCGGGGUGCUGGGGGUGCUGGUGCUGGGCGCCCUGCUCCGCGCCGCCGCCUUCAACCUCGACACCGCCUUCCCGGUGCUCAAGGAGGGCGCCGCCCGCAGCGGCUUCUUCGGCUUCUCCGUGGCGCUGCACCGGCAGAGCGAGCGGCAGGAGCGGUACCUGUUGCUGGUCGGGGCGCCCCGAGAUGAGGACCCGCAGAACGGCACGAGGACAGGCGCCGUCUACGCCUGCCCCCUCUCCGCCUCCACCAGCGACUGCCAGAGGCUCGACAUCGAGCUGAAGAGUGAGCCGGACAAGUACAUCAUCGAGGACAUGUGGCUGGGGGUGACGGUGGCCAGCCAGCGGCAGCCAGCUGGGAGGGUGCUGGCUUGCGCCCACCGCUACACCAGGGUGCUGUGGUCGGGCAGCGAGGACCAGCGGCGCAUGGUGGGCCGGUGCUACGUGCGGGGCAACGACCUGCGCCUCGACCUGACCGACGAGUGGCAGACGUACCACAACGAGAUGUGCAACUCCAACGUGGACGCGGAGGAGACCGGCAUGUGCCAGAUGGGCACCAGUGCCGGCUUCACCUCCAACAUCAUUUAUUUCGGGGCACCCGGCGCCUACAACUGGCAAGGUACCAACUACAUGCUGAAGCGGGAGACGUGGGACCUGCACGACUUCUCCUACCCCAACGAGAAGAACGGCAACACCUACAUAGGGUACACGGCGGAGGUGGGCAGCGGCGUGCUGCAGGAGGACGCGGUGACGGUGGUGGCGGGUGCCCCCCGGUACCAGCACACGGGCGCCGUGUACCUGCUGAGCACCAGCCCCCAGAACACCCUGGAGAAGAGCAGCGUGCUCCGCGGCCACCAGGUCGGCUCCUACUUCGGCAGCGCCGUGGCCCUGGCAGACCUCAAUAACGAUGGGUGGCAGGACCUGGUGGUGGGAGCCCCCUACUACUUCCAGCGGAAGCAGGAGGUGGGGGGAGCCGUCUACGUGUACAUGAACGAGGUGGGGGGCUUCCAGCCCGACCCCAGCCUGGUGCUCACCGGCCCCAGCUACUCCGCCUUCGGCUUCGCCAUCGCCAGCAUCGGGGACAUCAACCAGGACGGCUUCCAGGACAUCGCCGUGGGGGCUCCGUUCGAGGGGGCGGGCAAGGUCUACAUCUACCACAGCAGUGCAGGAGGGCUGCUGGCCAAACCCAGCCAGGUGGUCAGCGGCUCGGACCUGGGCCCCGCCAGCAUGCAGACCUUUGGGUACUCGCUCAGCGGGGGCCUGGAUGUGGACGGCAACUCCUACCCCGACCUCCUGGUGGGCAGCUUGGCGGAGAGGGUGGCCCUGCUCAGGGCUCGCCCCGUGCUCAACAUCCUGGACAAAACCUUCACCGUCACCCCCAGCAAGGUGGAUCCCGCCCGCUGCACGCCCAGCUCCUGCAUCACAGUGACCGUCUGCUUCGCCUACAACCAGAGCGCUGGCAACCCCAAGUACAACGAGAAGAUCACCCUGGAGUACGUCCUGGAGGCGGACAAGGAGCGGCACCCCCCCAGGGUGAGGUUUUUGGGGACGCACUCGGCCACCUACCGCGGUGUCUUCCCCAUGCCCGAGACCCACUGCGAAUCCAAGGAACUCCUGCUGCUGGAGAACAUCCGGGACAAGCUGCACCCCAUCGUGCUCUCCAUGAACUACUCGCUGGUGGAGAAGCCCAGGAGCUUCCAGCUGGGUCCCCACUCCCUCGACGCCUUCCCCGUCCUCAACCAGGACCAGUCCCACGAGAAUGAGACCAAGAUCGAGUUCCAGAAGGAGUGCGGCUCCGACAACAAGUGCUACAGCAACCUCCAGAUGCGGAGCGGCUUCAUCAACGAGCAGAAUCAGUUCCUGCCCAGGCUGAACGGCACGCAGGUGCUGCAGUACAGCCGGGACCUGCGCAAGCUCCACCUGGGCGUGAACAUCACCAACGCGCCCAGCACCGACUCCAACGGCGAGGACGCCCACGAAGCCCAGCUCAACAUCACCGUGCCCCCCAACCUGCUCUUCUCCUCCGUCCGCCCGAGUGGUGCCUGCACCUCCGUGGAGGAGACGGUGCUGUGCGAGCUGGGCAACCCCUUCAAGAAGAACCAGAGGUUGGAGCUGCUCAUCACCUUCGAGGUCAACAGCAUGGCGCUGGACACGCGGGAGGUGCUGAUCUGGCUCGACCUGUCCACGCAGAGCACCCAGGAGGACCUGCAGCCCGUGCUGGCCAAGCUGCUGGUGGAUUACAGCAUCCAGUCCUCGCUGACCGUAGCCCCCUCGCACGCCCAGUCGCACUUCAGCGGGGUGGUGGUGGGCGAGUCGGCCAUGCGCAGCGAGCAGGACGUGGGCAGCGCCCUCGCCUUCGACUUCCAGGUGUCCACCAAGGGCGAGGCGCUGGGCGCCCUGGGCACCAUCCUGCUGGGUUUCGAGUGGCCCUACGAGGUCCCCAACGGGAAGUGGCUCCUGUACCCCACCGAGAUCCUCAUCGACGGCAACGGCACCUGCCGGCCCCCCGGGGGGGUCGUCAACCCCCUCAACCUCACGCUGCUGGAGGACAGGACCCCGACGCGGCAGAGACGGGAGCUGGGGGCGGCCGAGCCCGCGGAGCCCCCCCUCACGCUGGCCACCGCCAAGAAGGCCAAGUCGGAGGUGCUGCUGAGCUGCUCCCAGGGCACCGCUCGCUGCGUCUGGUUCGAGUGCCCCCUCCUCGACACCCAGCGCCCCACCACCUUCCGUGUCCGUGCCCGGGUGUGGAACAGCACCUUCAUUGAGGAUUACAGCAACUUUGACCGGGUGAAAGUGGACGGCACGGCCACGCUCUUCCUCCGCACCCACGUCCCCACCAUCAGCAUGAAGAACCACACGGUGCGGUUCUCCGUGGACGUCGACUCGGAGCUGACGGAGGAGCAGCCGGCCGAGAUCGCGCUGUGGCUGGUGCUGGUGGCCGUGGCGGCCGGGCUGCUGCUGCUGGGGCUGAUCAUCGUGCUGCUGUGGAAGUGCGGUUUCUUCCGUCGGGCCAGCACGCGGGCCAUGUACGAAGCCAAGGGCCAGAAGGCGGAGAUGCGGAUCCAGCCGUCUGAAACGGAGCGGCUGACGGAUGACUACUAGCGGGGGGGGGGGAGCCACCCCGCUGCCCC
Molecule: messenger RNA, 3190 nt
Organism: Cygnus atratus (black swan)
Lineage: Eukaryota; Metazoa; Chordata; Aves; Anseriformes; Anatidae
Gene: ITGA3
Product: integrin subunit alpha 3
Biological process (GO): cell adhesion mediated by integrin; leukocyte migration; integrin-mediated signaling pathway
Cellular component (GO): external side of plasma membrane; integrin complex
Molecular function (GO): integrin binding
Source: RefSeq, a predicted model, not a curated record